Messenger RNA from Rhodamnia argentea, 1266 nucleotides. Its product is annotated as protein TAB2 homolog, chloroplastic. The record is from RefSeq and is a predicted model, not a curated record. NCBI's taxonomy places the organism in Eukaryota, Viridiplantae, Streptophyta, Magnoliopsida, Myrtales, Myrtaceae. The transcript has 5 exons. Bases 58 to 1209 code for a protein of 383 amino acids. Gene Ontology annotation, molecular function: RNA binding.
CCCAAGAAAUCCGCCUUUUCUUUUUCUUAUCGUCACUGGCAUUACAGAGAACUUCCCAUGGCUGGUCUCAGCUUCAAUCCCACCAGAGUGAGAACCCCUCCUCUACAACUUCACCAACCCAUCUCCAAUUUCGCCUCUUUCCCGAACUUCACCGAUUUCCCUCAUCGUACUCCUCGAGGCCUCGCCAAAAACCAGCGACUCUUGCUCCGGUUUCAGCUUAACUCAGUGUCUCAAAGCUCCGUUUCAGCAGAGAAGGAACUCGAACUCAACGAGGAAGAAAAAGGUCAAGAAGAUGAUGACCCAACAGCAGAACUGAGCUACCUUGACCCAGAAACCGAUCCGGAGAGCAUAUCGGAGUGGGAACUUGAUUUUUGCUCGAGGCCCAUUCUUGAUAUAAGAGGCAAGAAGGUGUGGGAGCUGGUGGUGUGUGACAAUUCGCUUUCUCUUCAAUACACCAAGUAUUUCCCUAAUAAUGUCAUCAAUAGCAUCACUUUGAAGGAGGCUAUCGUGUCCGUUAGUGAUGAACUGGGCGUUCCUCUCCCAGAGAAGAUUCGCUACUUCAGGUCUCAGAUGCAGACAAUUAUCACAAAGGCAUGUAAGGAGCUCGGCAUAAAGCCUGUUCCAAGUAAGCGGUGUAUAUCACUACUACUCUGGCUAGAAGAGCGGUAUGAGACGGUCUAUACACGUCACCCGGGUUUUCAAAAAGGAUCCAAGCCUCUUCUGGCUCUUGAUAACCCUUUCCCAAUGGAACUUCCUGAAAAUCUGUUCGGUGAGAAGUGGGCAUUUGUCCAAUUACCGUACUCAGCUGUUUGUGAGGAAAUCUCAGGCUUGGACACAAGAUAUGUGUUUGGUUCAGGUCUGGAUUUGGAUUUAUUGGGCAUCGAGAUAGAUGACAAUACGUUGAUACCAGGGUUGGCUGUUGCCUCUUCACGUGCAAAACCACUAGCAGCUUGGAUGAAUGGACUGGAAGUCUGUUCAAUUGAAGCUGAUACUGGUCGAGCCUGCUUGAUUCUUUCGGUUGGAAUUUCAACACGUUAUGUUUACGCAACCUACAAGAAAACUCCCGUGAUGACAUCUGAAGCUGAAGCUUGGGAAUCAGCAAAAAAGUCCUGUGGGGGCUUACAUUUCCUCGCCAUCCAAGAGGACCUGGAUUCAGAUGAUUGUGUUGGAUUUUGGCUGCUGCUAGACUUGCCACCGCCUCCUGUAUAACCUUUAGCAUCAACAACAUCUAUGUAUUCUACGUUGAGUCUACAUUUUCUGUUUUAA